CGAGGAAGUCAACCGGGAGACCGGUUCUGAGUUGACGCAUGCGUGUUGAGUCCUGACUCUUCAGCAUGGGUUCCUCGCUCCCUGUUUUGUCUCUGCUGUGGCUCCUGUCCAGUCCCAGGCUUCAGCUAGGAAAUGCUCAGGCUCCAGCCAUGGUGCAACUGCCAGAUGGGCGAUUUUUGAUGGGGACAGAUGCUCCAGAUGGCAGAGAUGGUGAAGGGCCUACCCGGGAAGUGACAGUAAAAUCCUUUUCCAUUGAUGUAUUUCCAGUCACCAAUAAAGAUUUCAGGGAGUUUGUCCGGGAUAAAAAAUACCAGACUGAGGCUGAAACAUUCGGGUGGAGCUUCGUCUUUGAGGAUUUUGUCUCCCCUGAGCUUAGAAGUCAAGCAAAUCAAAUGCCGUCUCUUCUCUGGUGGCUACCAGUGCAAAAGGCAUUUUGGAGGCAGCCUGCAGGUCCUGGCUCCGGCAUCCGAGAGAAACUGGAACUUCCGGUGGUACAUGUGAGCUGGAACGAUGCUGGCGCUUACUGCGCAUGGCGGGGAAAGCGAUUGCCCACAGAAGAAGAAUGGGAGUUUGCGGCCCGAGGGGGCUUGAAGGGUCAGGUUUAUCCUUGGGGGAACCGGUUCCAGCCAAACCGCACCAAUUUGUGGCAGGGAAAGUUCCCCAAGGGUGACAGAGCUGAAGACGGUUUUCAUGGACUGUCACCGGUGAAUGCUUUCCCCCCACAGAACAACUAUGGACUAUAUGAUCUCAUGGGCAAUGUGUGGGAAUGGACGGCGUCCACAUACCAGUCUGCUGGCCAGGACAUGCGUGUCCUCCGGGGGGCAUCAUGGAUUGACACAGCUGACGGCUCUGCCAAUCACCGGGCUCGGGUCACCACCAGGAUGGGCAACACUCCAGAUUCAGCCUCAGACAACCUGGGCUUCCGCUGCGCUUCCAGCACAGGGCGACUGAAGGAGGAUCUGUGAGCAUCCAGACAGGGAUAGAGAAAGCCCACCCUCAGUACUGUGUCUCCCUGACCACGUACCAGAGGCAUCUGGAUAGCAAGUUCUUCAUCAGCCUUUGGGUGACCUCCGUUUGAGCCCUUUCUGUCCGGCAGAUGCUUCCCAAGGGCAUAAGAACACAACCCCAAGAGGAGGCUGCCAUAUCCUGGGAGAGGAGGGCCUGGGUGACCAUGGCUGGGAGCUGGGUGUUUCUCUAAAGUGCAGUAUUAAGGACAAAGGAGCCAAGCACUCGUUCUCCAAAAGACAGUGAUCGAAAAAUCUCUCCCUUUUAGCCAGGUGGUGGUGGCACACACCUUUAAUCCCUGCACUCGGGAUGUAGAGGCAGGUGGAUCUCUGAGUUCGAGACUAGCCUGGCCUAUAGAGUGAGUUCCAGGACAGCCAAGGCUACACAGAGAGACCCUGCCUCAGCAAACUAAAUCUCUUCCUUUUCUUUCUCCCUGUCUGAUUGAGCUUUCACUUCUCCUGGGAAAUCCUGUAGAAGGAAAAUGCUUCUCUUAUAUGAUGGUGCCUAAAACCCCUCUGAGGGACCCCAGGCUCCCUGUCUGUUAUUUGAAACAGGAUGCUCACCAUGCGGCCAGGUGGGCCUCACUCUCAGUCCUCUGGCCUCAGCUUCCUGGGUGCUGGGGUUAUACAUAGUGCACAAUAUUAAAAUACUCUGGUAGAGCAAUAAUGUGCCAGGUGAAGCUGUGCAUUGUGGGAGUAACAAGGUUGGUGCUCCUCUAGGAAGACAAAUGUCAGAAGCUUUCCCUCUGAGUGUUAAUCAUAUAGGGGCUUCUGCAAACAUGUCCCUGGAGAAGAACUGGAUCCCCUGAGGUCAAUAAACUCUGCA
Messenger RNA from Phodopus roborovskii (desert hamster), 1830 nucleotides. It is a transcript of the gene Sumf2, whose product is annotated as sulfatase modifying factor 2. The record is from RefSeq and is a predicted model, not a curated record. Bases 66 to 965 code for a protein of 299 amino acids. Gene Ontology annotation, cellular component: endoplasmic reticulum. NCBI's taxonomy places the organism in Eukaryota, Metazoa, Chordata, Mammalia, Rodentia, Cricetidae. The transcript has 9 exons.